Cynoglossus semilaevis (tongue sole) is the source of this 2972-nucleotide messenger RNA. It is a transcript of the gene synm, whose product is annotated as synemin, intermediate filament protein. Gene Ontology annotation, molecular function: vinculin binding; structural constituent of muscle; intermediate filament binding. Gene Ontology annotation, cellular component: neurofilament cytoskeleton; sarcolemma; costamere. The record is from RefSeq and is a predicted model, not a curated record. The coding region runs from base 254 to 2764 and encodes 836 amino acids. Gene Ontology annotation, biological process: intermediate filament cytoskeleton organization; fast-twitch skeletal muscle fiber contraction. Lineage: Eukaryota; Metazoa; Chordata; Actinopteri; Pleuronectiformes; Cynoglossidae. The transcript has 4 exons.
UUGUUGUUGUUGUUUUUGUUUUGUUUUCUUUUUUUUCCCCCAUCUGUGUUUAGUAUCAUUGCGAAACUUUUGGCCAGGCGCAGGACACGCCCUCAUCUCCACUCUCCUCUGGUAUAAAGAACACUGACGCUGACCCGUUUGCCUCCAGAAGCGCCGAAGAAAGAACAUCAGCAGAAGAACGUGCCCUAAAUGAGGAAAAAAAAAAAACCCAGACUGGACCAUUAAAAAUUACUAAUAUUCACAAGUUGACACAAUGCUGCAUUCCAAGGGACCCUCUGCAGUCGAAAGGCAGCAGUUGCAGGAGCUGAACAACAGGCUGACCCAGUAUCUGCUAAGAACGCAGCAGCUGGAGCGAGAGAACGCGCGGCUCGUGGCACAGGUCAGCACCAUGAGGCAGGAGCGGGCGGCCCAGUACGUGGAUGAGAUGCGAGACCUCAGGGGGAGGCUGGAGCAGCUGCGUUUCGAGAAGUCCCAGGCUGAGAUGGAGAGGGAAGGGCUGAGGAGGGAGCUGCAGAGGGUCCAAAGCGCGUGCAGCGACCACAGCGAGGUCCAGCGGAACGUGAGCGGCCAGCUGCGGGGACAAGGAAAGGGUCUUCGGCUUUCCCACAGGACCAACAGUGAGCUGCAGCGGCGUUUACUGCAGCUCCAAGGUGAGUACACAUCUAUGGAGGACGCGCACAGGCGAUGCAUUCAGGAGGCCUGGCAUCAUCUGGACGUCGAAGUCACCGUCAACAUCUCAAAGAACUACCGCGGGGCCCCGGGGGACUUCAAGGGAGAGGUGCAAGAGUGCGUCCGCAGUAAGUUCGAGGGCUGGAUAAAGAACUUUGACAUGUACCAGCGGAGGAUGAAUGAACUGGACCAGGGCUUGGAAGAGGACCAGGCUUUGCGAAGUGUCUUGCAGGCGGAAAAGAUAACGUACGCGUCGCUGAUUGAACAAUUGAACACAGAGGCGGAAAAACAGAUGCUUCUGGAGGAGCAGCUGAUGGCGAUGCAGGAGAAGUCCCAGAGGGAUUUGGUCGAAUACCAGGGGAUAAUCGCGGAGCUGCAGCAGGAGAGGGACUUAAUCGCCGACAUUUUAGCCGAAAAGGUUGAAGAGCAUCGGCACCUUCUACGAAACAAGAUGGAUCUGGGCAUGGAGGUUGCUGCCUACAGGGCUCUACUGGAAGGGGACAGAGUGAGACUACAUGAUUCUCAGAGCACGGUGAUUCAACAUCAAAGAGAAAGACUAGAUAUGAAAAUACCGGCUAAACCCGACCCGAGAUCUCCUGUUCUAACCACACGAAACCAGAUGAGGUUUACCGAGCCGGCAAGGAGCUUGACGAGAUGUCAUGUGCUUCACCCCAGUCCAGUCCAGUCCCCUCUACACCCCUCUACAAAUACCUUUCCUGUAUCAACUGGUCGUAGAUCAUGUCACCAGAGUCCUGACUCCAGAAAGGACAUGAUUUCAUUUAUGAAAGCCCGUGCAGCUGCUUCUUCACCCAAUCCUAUGACCGUAACCACCGCAGCCACUGCCAAAAAUACGCCCACAGACGCGAGUCAAAGUGUACAGCUGACAUCCGACGAGGCGGUGAAACCAAAACAGGACUUCAGGGAGCGUACCCAAUCAGGUGCCAUCCCAUUUUCCCAGGCUGAGAUGGAAUCAGUAGAAGUGGUGUCACCACCGAUAAUGGGCCUAAAUAUGAAAAUCACAGCAGAAACGUCAAAGCCUAUACCAGAAGAUUCCAACUAUUUUGGGAAGAAACCCCAACUGGGUGAUGACGCAGUUAAUACGCAUAUUGAACUGGAGUCCAGGGAGGAAGAGGAAGUGUUGGAUGUUGGCAAAGAAUCAGCCCAGAACAGACUUCGGAGUGGGGGGGUAAAGAUAUUGCCACUAGAGGGCACUGAAGACAUGGCAGCAAGGAGUAUGACCGUUUACCCGUCUAGUCAGCCGCAAGGCACUGAAAACCGAAAGAAGAAUGUGGAAGUCGGUGAAGAUUUUGUGGACUCUCGUUGUGUUGGUGGAAGGGCGAAACAAAUGUCCAGGUCAUCUUCGAAGGAGCCUGCCUCAAAGUAUUUUCAGACUGAGGAGGCCUCGUAUGACACACACAUGCAAACUGGCAAUGACGACAUACACAUAUACUAUUCACCCGAAACAGAUCCCUCCAAGAUCGAAUCGCUGUAUGUACAAGAUGUUUCUGGGGAAGGCGAAUUUCCAUACAUCUUCCUGGAUGAUGAAUCUGCCGAGUAUUUCGUCUCCACACCAGAUGAUAGUCUUUCGCUGACGGAGGACGGUGAGGGAUUUACUGCUUAUGACCAAUACGGCGCCAAAGAUGAUCUUCCUAACGUGAGGGACGAACGUGAUGAAAGUGACUGCGACGAAUAUAAAUUCAUGUCAAGUUUUACAGAGAGUUCUCCCGAAUGUGUUAUCGAAGAGGAGGUUUGUGUUUCCCCGGUGGUGCAGAAGUCAGUGCUUGAAAUCCUACGAGAAGGCUCACUGAAGCCCAAGGAACAGUUAAAGGGAGCUUUGGAGAAACUUCAAAGCUCACUUACUGGACCCCUGAAGGAGGAGUUAGAAUUCCUCACCAAAGUGAGCGCUGAACAUCCUGAGAAUGUAGCGGUCAACAUCAGAACACUGGAGCAGUCAGGCGACGACAAAACCAUGACUAUUGUAGCGGAGCUGAAUUUUUCUCAAACUCUUGAAGACCCGAGUCUGCUGGAUGAAGAUGACGAUCUGUCUGAGGAGCAAAUAAACGCAGCGCUCACGAUGUUCCAUCAAAGAAUCUGAAAAAGCCAUGUCUUCAGCAGCUCCUGGGUUGCCAGUCUGAGUCGUCAUCACAGCAGGAGCAAAUCUGGGAGAUUACCGCAAAUGCCAGGAGAAAAAGGGAGGCUGCGAUCCACCGGAUAGCUAAUAAAGUUUAGCAUUAAUAUUUACACUUACAUUAUAUCUAAUAUGGCUAAUUGGGGUCAUUUCUAUGUUUAUUUUCUAAAUUUUG